GUCUCCCUUUUGGGUACCGCUGGCUGCUGCUGCCUUCUUUUCCUCCAGCCCCUGUCUAUUUAUGUGUGUAUCUAUCCCUCCUCAAGUCACUCCCUGCUGCAAACUUCCCCGGAUCGCCUCCCGCGCACCAGAGAGAGCCAGGCAGAGAUUUGGUCGGGGACUCUCGCCGCGGCAGCAUGUUUCAGCCCACACCCAAGCGGUGUUUCACCAUCGAGUCGCUGGUGGCCAAAGACAGCCCCUUGCCCGCGUCUCGCUCCGAGGAUCCUAUCCGGCCGGCGGCGCUCAGCUAUGCCAAUUCCAGCCCGAUGAACCCUUUUCUCAACGGCUUCCACUCCACUGGCAGGGGGGUCUACUCCAACCCGGACUUGGUCUUUGCAGAGGCCGUCUCCCACCCGCCUAACCCGGCCGUGCCUGUUCAUCCCGUGCCCCCUCCCCAUGCCCUGGCCGCUCACCCGCUGCCCGCUUCGCACUCUACGCACCCACUCUUCGCCUCGCAGCAAAGGGACCCCUCUACCUUCUACCCCUGGCUAAUACACCGAUACCGGUAUCUGGGCCACAGGUUCCAAGGGAAUGAAACCAGCCCGGAGAGCUUCCUAUUGCACAAUGCACUGGCCAGGAAACCCAAACGGAUCCGUACAGCUUUCUCCCCAUCCCAAUUACUGAGACUGGAACAUGCCUUUGAGAAGAACCAUUAUGUAGUAGGAGCAGAGAGAAAACAGCUGGCACACAGCCUCAGCCUCACGGAAACUCAGGUAAAAGUAUGGUUUCAGAACAGACGGACAAAGUUCAAGCGGCAAAAGUUGGAAGAGGAAGGUUCAGACUCCCAACAGAAGAAAAAAGGGACUCAUCACAUUAACCGGUGGAGAAUCGCCACCAAACAAGCCAGUCCAGAGGAAAUAGACGUCACGUCGGACGAUUAA
This is a messenger RNA of Calypte anna (Anna's hummingbird), 920 nucleotides long. It is a transcript of the gene EMX2, whose product is annotated as empty spiracles homeobox 2. Gene Ontology annotation, biological process: central nervous system development; regulation of DNA-templated transcription; neuron differentiation. The transcript has 3 exons. Bases 177 to 920 code for a protein of 247 amino acids. NCBI's taxonomy places the organism in Eukaryota, Metazoa, Chordata, Aves, Apodiformes, Trochilidae. Gene Ontology annotation, molecular function: DNA-binding transcription factor activity, RNA polymerase II-specific; DNA binding. The record is from RefSeq and is a predicted model, not a curated record.